AAGAAGCAAAUGGCUAUGGCUAAAGAGUGGGUGCUAUGGCUGUCAGUUGUAGCUGCCUGUUACAGCGAUGCAACGUCUGCUGUGGACCCGUUCACCUCCAGGUCCCAGAUUCCUGAGAGAAUAACAGGUGUAAGUCCCAUCCACAAUGGCCAGGUAUGCAGUACCUGGGGCAAAUUCCACUACAAGACCUUUGAUGGAGAUGUGUUCCAGUUGCACUCCACCUGCAACUACAUCCUGACCUCUUCAUGCAGCAGCUAUUACAAGGACUUCAACAUCCAGAUAAGGAGGGGGGAAGAUGGCGACCACCACACCAUCAAAAACAUCAUCAUGAAGCUGGAGGGCUCAGUAGUGGAGCUCUCUGUGGGCUCAGUGGUGAUCAAUGGCAAAUCAGUCAUCUUACCAUAUAGUCAAGCAGGUAUACUCAUCGAGAGAAGUCCCACCUACAUCAAAAUCAAAGCAAAACUGGGAUUAUUUGCCAUCUGGAAUGAGGAAGACUCUUUUCUGGUGGAAUUAGACCCAAAGUUCAAGAACCAAACGUGUGGUCUUUGUGGAGACUUUAAUGGAGUCUACAAUGAGUUCUUCAGCCAUGGUGUGAAAAUAUCCCCCGUGGAUUUUGCUAACUUCUGGAAAAUGAAUGGUCCAACUGAAAGCUGCUCUGACUACACACUGGAAUCAGCACAAAGCUGCAACAACAUGAUCCUCACUGGCCCGGCGUUCAGCAGCUGUCUUAGUGGGCUGGACGUGCCCUCCUUUACCUCUGCCUGUGUAGCUGACCUCUGCCACUGUGGUGCUGGCGGCAGUGAACAGCUGGACCCCGCCUGUCUGUGCAACACUGUGUCCGAGUUCUCCAGGCAGUGCAGCCAUGCUGGUGGACAACCCAAAAACUGGAGAACCAAAGAGCUCUGCUGGAAGUCAUGUCCGGACAAAAUGGAGUACAAUGAGUGUGGUAGUCCCUGUGCUGAUACCUGCUCCAACCCGGAGGCCAGCCACACCUGCGACAACCACUGUAUCGAUGGAUGCUUCUGCCCUGCAGGCACGGUGCUGGAUGAUCUGAAUGGAUGGGGCUGUGUCCCGCUGAAGGAGUGCUCAUGCAGCUACAACAGCCGGACGUACAGACCUGGGGAGUCCUACUCCAGCAACUGCAAAAAAUGUGUGUGUGAGAGUGGACAGUGGAGUUGUAUAGAGGAGAACUGUCCAGGAACCUGCUCUCUGGAGGGGGGCGCUCACAUCAACACCUUUGAUGGCAAAGCCUACACCUUUCAUGGGGACUGUUCCUACGUCCUGGCUAAGGACUGCAGUGGAGCCCAGUUUGUAGUGCAGGCGCAGCUGCUGCAGUGUGGAGUGACCGAGAGUGAGACCUGCCUUAAGUCUGUGACCUUGGGUUUGUCUGGAGGGGCUAAUGUGAUCACCAUCCAACCCAGUGGCAAGGUGUUUGUGAAUGGCAUCUACGCUCAGUUACCCUUCUCUGCUGCUGGGAUCUCGGCCUUCAGAGCGUCCUCCUUCUACCUGCUGGUGCAGACGUCUGUGGGAGUGCUGCUGGAGGUGCAGCUCCACCCGGUGAUGCAGCUCCACCUCACAGUGACCAGCGACUACCAGGCCAACACCUGUGGUCUGUGUGGCAACUUCAACAGCAACCAGGCGGAUGACUUCCUGAAGCUCAGUGGGGUUCCAGAUGCCACAGCAGCUGGUUUUGUCAACAGUUGGAAGACACAUGCUGGUUGCCGCGAUGUUAAGAGCAGCUUUGAGAAGCCUUGCAGUCUUAGUCUGGAAAAUGAGAGAUACGCCCAGCACUGGUGCUCAAUGCUGAGUGAGCCUGAGGGAGUGUUUGCCUCCUGUCACUCAGAGAUCAGCCCUGACUCUUACAAAGAGAACUGCAUGUAUGACAGCUGUAACUCUGAGAACAGUGAGGACUGCAUGUGUGCUGCAGUCUCCGCCUAUGUCCAUGCCUGUGCAGCUGCAGGGAUCCACCUCAGCGGCUGGAGGAACACCAUCUGUGGGAAAUAUGCCAGCUCGUGCCCCAGCAGCAUGGUGUACUCAGACAGCAUCACGACCAGCAGCCACACCUGCCGCUGCCUCGGCUCCACGGACCUCAGCUGCCACGCUUCCUUCCCCCUCAUUGACGGCUGUGUCUGUGCACAGGGAACCUACCUGGAUGACAACGGGAAGUGUGUUCCAUCUACGGCUUGUCCCUGUUAUGACGAAGGCUCAGUGGUGCCUCCUGGACAGGUCGUUAACAAGCAAGGGCUCAUGUGCUCCUGUAAGGACGGUAAACUGGGCUGCAUUGGGGAGAUGAUUGUACAGCUAUCAGCCUGUGCUCUUCCUAUGGAGUUUUUCAACUGCUCUACCCAUGGUCCAGCUGCUAAAGGAACUGAGUGUGAGAAGAGCUGCAACACAUUAGACAUGGCCUGUGUGUCCACUGGGUGCGUGUCCGGGUGUAUGUGUCCAUCUGAGAUGAUGUCUGAUGGUAAAGGAGGCUGCAUCAAGCCAGACGCCUGCCCCUGUGUUUACAACGGCAUCUCCUACCAGCCUGGAGAGAGCACCAAGGUGGACUGCAACACCUGCACUUGUAAAGACAGGAAGUGGCAGUGCACUACAGAGACGUGUGAUGGGUCCUGCUCUGUCUACGGAGCAGGACACUACAUGACCUAUGAUCAGAAACGCUUCACCUUCGAUGGCAGCUGUGAAUACAUUCUCACUCAGGACUACUGCAGUGCACAGAGUAAUGGAACCUUUAGAGUUAUCUCUGAGAAUGUUCCUUGUGGAACCACAGGAACCACCUGCUCCAAGACAAUCAGGAUCUUCCUGGGGAAUGCAGAAGUGAUUCUAACAGAGGGACGCUACCAGCUGCUUUCAAGUGGAGAUGAACAUUCAGUUCCAUUCCGUUACAGCACUAUGGGCAUCUACCUGGUAGUUGAAGCCAACAAUGGACUCAUUCUCAUGUGGGACAGAAAGACCAGCUUGUUCAUCCUGCUAAGCUCAAAAUAUAAGGGUCGCGUGUGUGGCCUGUGUGGCAAUUAUGACGGCAAUGCAAAUAAUGACUUCACAACAAGGGGCAAUGCUGUGGUGGUCAACCCACUGGUGUUUGGAAACAGCUGGAAGAAUUUACCCAGUUGCCCCGACGAUCAGAGCAUUAGCAGCCCCUGCACAACCAACCCAUACCGACAGGCCUGGUCGCAGAAACAGUGCAGCCUUAUACAGAGUGACGUCUUCUCCGCCUGCCACUCCAUUGUGGAUCCAACUCCAUACUAUGAUGCAUGUGUGUUUGACUCCUGUGCUUGUGACACGGGUGGAGACUGUGAGUGUUUUUGCACUGCUGUAGCUGCUUAUGCUGAAUCCUGUAAUCAAGCUGGAAUCUGUAUACCAUGGAGAACCCCAAAUAUCUGUCCUCUCUUCUGUGAUUACUACAAUCCCCCUGGAGAAUGUGAAUGGCACUACAUGCCAUGCGGAUCUCCUUGUAUGAAAACCUGCAGGAAUCCAUCAGGCAGCUGCUCUCUACAGAUUCCUCCUCUUGAAGGUUGCUAUCCAAAAUGUCCUCCUGCUCAGCCAUACUUUGAUGAAGAUACUAUGACAUGUGUUUCAAAAGAACUAUGUGGCUGUCACGAUAAAGAGGGGAGAUACUAUAAUAAUACUGACAAAGUUCCAACAACAGAAAACUGUCAUACAUGUAACUGCAGUUCAACGAGCAUCCAAUGCUUUUAUGAUGCCCAAGCCUGUACUUGCACAUAUUUGAAUAAAACAUAUUACCCUGGCAAAACCAUCUAUAACACAACAGAUGGGCUUGGUAACUGCUUCAUAGCAGUGUGUAGGACAAAUGGUACCAUUGACAAGGGGUCAUAUUUAUGCCCAGUACCAACACCAACAACACCUAUGCCCAUUGUAAGCACAUCUACAGUAAGCCAGUCUUCAGCCACCUUUGUUUUUACAACCACACCAGAGCCCCAUACAGUUCCAGUCCCAUGCAAUCCCUGUGAAUGGUCACCAUGGUUUGAUACUAGCUUCCCAACUCUAGGAACUCCAGGAGGAGACAGUGAAACGUAUGACAAGAUUAAAGAGGCAGGGAACAAGCUAUGUGCCAAGCCAAGCGAGAUCCAAUGCAGAGCUGAGAAAUUCCCAAAUGUCUCCAUUGACAGUGUUGGACAAGUGGUGCAAUGUGAUCUGGCUAAGGGGCUCAUAUGCAGAAAUGGAGAUCAGUCAGGAUCACAGUGCUUCAACUACCAAGUCAGAUUUCUGUGUUGUGACUAUAGUGCAUGCCCAACAAAGCCUAGUCCUUCUAUGACACCUUCAAUCUCACCCACAAAGCCCGCAAUAAUACUUACAACCACACAUGUUACAGAAACACCUUGUCAGGAAACGUUAUGCAAAUGGUCAAAAUGGAUAAAUUCCGACUACCCUGAAUAUGGUAAUGGAGUUGGAGACAAUGAAACCAUCAAACACAUCAUUCAGAAAGGAUUUAAAAUCUGCAAGGAUCCGGAGGCAGUGGAAUGUCGUGCUGAGGAAUAUCCAACAAUUCCCAUUCACCAAUUGCCGCAACAAGUGACAUGUAAUAAACAAGGACUCGUGUGUAAGAACAAUUUACAGUUUCCUCCCAUAUGUCUCGAUUAUGAAAUAAGGGUAGAAUGUUGCAGAACAGUUCAAUGCAGCACAACACCACAAACUACUACUACUUUCACAACGACAUCACAGAAAACGCAUACCACUACAACAACAAAGCCUUCUACCACAACUGAAACAACAACACUUCAGACAAUGACAACUGCACCUUGUCCUGGUGGACAUGAUAUGACAUGUGGCUGGUCAGAAUGGAUCAACCUUGGCAAGCCCACAUCAGGCUCCAAUGGUGGAGAUGAUGAAUCAAUCCAGAAUAUAAUCUCUGCUGGUUAUCCUAUAUGCUCAGCUCCUGAAGAAGUUCAGUGUAGAUCUGUUCUUUACCCAGGUCUUCCCUUGUCAGAGAUGGGACAAGCUUUGACUUGCAACAAAGAUGUUGGUUUCAUCUGCAACAACAAACAACAAGGGCUUAUACAACAGUGUUUUGAUUAUGAGAUUAGAUUGAAAUGCUGUGACUGUCAAACACCCUCCACUGCAGUACCAAUUACACCCUCAACGCCUUCCACUACAGUAACAUCUGCAACACCAUCAACUCUAUCAACAACAGUUACAGCCUCAACACCUUUGAGUACAACAACUAGUACACCUUCUACCACAACCGAAACAACAACACCUGAACCAAUCCCAACUGCACCUUGCCCUGGUGGACAUGAUAUGACAUGUGGCUGGUCAGAAUGGAUCAACUUUGGCAAGCCCACAUCAGGCCCCAAUGGUGGAGAUGAUGAAUCAAUCCAGAAUAUAAUCUCUGCUGGUUAUCCUAUAUGCUCAGCUCCUGAAGAAGUUCAGUGUAGAUCUGUUCUUUACCCUGGUUUUCCCACGUCAGAGAUGGGACAAACUGUGACUUGCAACAAAGAUGUUGGUUUCAUCUGCAACAACACACAACAAGGGCCUACGCAACAGUGUUUUGAUUAUGAGAUUAGAUUGAAAUGCUGUGACUGUCAAACACCUUCCACUCCAGUACCAAUUACACCCUCAACUCCUUCCACCACAGUAACAACUACAACACCCUCAACUACUUCAACCACAGUUACAGCCUCAACACCUUUGAGUACAACAACUAGUACACCUUCUACCACAACCGAAACAACAACACCUGAACCAAUCCCAACUGCACCUUGCCCUGGUGGACAUGAUAUGACAUGUGGCUGGUCAGAAUGGAUCAACCUUGGCAAGCCCACAUCAGUCCCCAAUGGUGGAGAUGAUGAAUCAAUCCAGAAUAUAAUCUCUGCUGGUUAUCCUAUAUGCUCAGCUCCUGAAGAAGUUCAGUGUAGAUCUGUUCUUUACCCUGGUUUUCCCACGUCAGAGAUGGGACAAACUGUGACUUGCAACAAAGAUGUUGGUUUCAUCUGCAACAACACACAACAAGGGCCUACGCAACAGUGUUUUGAUUAUGAGAUUAGAUUGAAAUGCUGUGACUGUCAAACACCUUCCACUCCAGUACCAAUUACACCCUCAAUGCCUUCCACUACAGUAACAUCUGCAACACCCUCAACUCCUUCCACCACAGUACCAACUACAACACCCUCAACUACUUCAACCACAGUUACAGCCUCAACACCUUUGAGUACAACAACUAGUACACCUUCUACCACAACCGAAACAACAACACCUCAGCCAAUCCCAACUGCACCUUGCCCUGGUGGACAUGAUAUGACAUGUGGCUGGUCAGAAUGGAUCAACUUUGGCAAGCCCACAUCAGGCCCCAAUGGUGGAGAUGAUGAAUCAAUCCAGAAUAUAAUCUCUGCUGGUUAUCCUAUAUGCUCAGCUCCUGAAGAAGUCCAGUGUAGAUCUGUUCUUUACCCUGGUUUUCCCACGUCAGAGAUGGGACAAACUGUGACUUGCAACAAAGAUGUUGGUUUCAUCUGCAACAACACACAACAAGGGCCUACGCAACAGUGUUUUGAUUAUGAGAUUAGAUUGAAAUGCUGUGACUGUCAAACACCUUCCACUCCAGUACCAAUUACACCCUCAACUCCUUCCACCACAGUAACAACUACAACACCCUCAACUACUUCAACCACAGUUACAGCCUCAACACCUUUGAGUACAACAACUAGUACACCUUCUACCACAACCGAAACAACAACACCUGAACCAAUCCCAACUGCACCUUGCCCUGGUGGACAUGAUAUGACAUGUGGCUGGUCAGAAUGGAUCAACCUUGGCAAGCCCACAUCAGUCCCCAAUGGUGGAGAUGAUGAAUCAAUCCAGAAUAUAAUCUCUGCUGGUUAUCCUAUAUGCUCAGCUCCUGAAGAAGUUCAGUGUAGAUCUGUUCUUUACCCUGGUUUUCCCACGUCAGAGAUGGGACAAACUGUGACUUGCAACAAAGAUGUUGGUUUCAUUUGCAACAACACACAACAAGGGCCUACGCAACAGUGUUUUGAUUAUGAGAUUAGAUUGAAAUGCUGUGACUGUCAAACACCUUCCACUCCAGUACCAAUUACACCCUCAAUGCCUUCCACUACAGUAACAUCUGCAACACCCUCAACUCCUUCCACCACAGUAACAACUCCAACACCCUCAACUCCCUCCACCACAGUAACAACUACAACACCCUCAACUCCUUCCACCACAGUAACAACUACAACACCCUCAACUCCUUCCACCACAGUAACAACUACAGCACCCUCAACUCCUUCCACCACAGUUACAACUACAACACCCUCAACUCCUUCCACCACAGUUACAACUACAACACCCUCAACUCCCUCCACCACAGUAACAACUACAACACCCUCAACUACUUCAACCACAGUACCAACUACAACACCCUCAACUCCCUCCACCACAGUUACAACUACAACACCCUCAACUCCCUCCACCACAGUAACAACUACAACACCCUCAACUCCUUCCACCACAGUUACAACUACAACACCCUCAACUCCCUCCACCACGGUAACAACUACGACAACCUCAACUCCUUCCACCACAGUACCAACUACAACACCCUCAACUCCCUCCACCACGGUAACAACUACAACACCCUCAACUCCUUCCACCACAGUAACAUCUGCAACACCCUCAACUACUUCAACCACAGUAACAACUGCAACACCCUCAACUCCUUCCAAGACAGUAACAACUACAACACCCUCAACUCCCUCCACCACAGUAACAACUACAACACCCUCAACUCCUUCCACCACAGUAACAACUACAACACCCUCAACUCCUUCAACCACAGUAACAACUACAACACCCUCAACUCCUUCAACCACAGUAACAACUACAACACCCUCAACUCCCUCCACCACAGUUACAACUACAACACCCUCAACUCCCUCCACCACAGUAACAACUACAACACCCUCAACUCCUUCCACCACGGUAACAACUACGACAACCUCAACUCCUUCCACCGCAGUACCAACUACAACACCCUCAACUCCUUCAACCACAGUAACAACUACAACACCCUCAACUCCUUCAACCACAGUAACAACUACAACACCCUCAACUCCCUCCACCACAGUAACAACUACAACACCCUCAACGCCUUCCACCACAGUAACAACUGCAACGCCAUCAACUCCUUCCACUACGAUAAUUGUACUGACAGAAGAAACCAAUCAACCAAUUACUUCGCCACAAUGCCAAUGUUUUUAUAAUGGUACAAAGUUUCCUGCUGGCUCCAUAGUAUACAAUGAGACAGACCAUGAUGGCUACUGUUACACAGGGUACUGCAAUGAGAGCUGUCAUGUAGUAACCACAGGACAGCCAUGUGAUAUACAUCCUCCACAUCCUCCACCUGUGUUUUGUGUAACAGGUCAAGGUCAAAAACAGAAUGGUGAAAGUUGGAUGAUGAGUAACUGUACUAAGGCAACGUGUAUAAAUGGCAACGUUUCCAUGAGCCACAGACCGUGCCAUAUUCAAAAGCCUGUAGUCUGUGCAAAUAACUUUGCUGCAAUUAAAGUGCUGGAUGAUGAAGGAUGCUGCUCCCACUAUGAAUGUCAAUGUAUCUGCUACGGGUGGGGAGAUCCCCAUUAUGUCACAUUCGAUGGAACCUACUAUGGUUUGCAAGGCAACUGUUCCUACUGGCUGGUGAAAGAGAUCUCGCCCAAAUAUGACUUCAGUGUUAUAAUUGACAACUACUACUGUGGAGCAGCUGACGGCUUGUCCUGUCCUCAGUCCAUCACAGUCUUCUACAAAAGCUACAAGAUCUUUAUAACACAAAAGGAAAUAAAUAGCACAUUUAAAAAUCAGGUUUCCGUCAAUGACAGGCAUGUAAGUCCUGCAUACCAGAACGGGCACUUCCGUAUAACCACCACUGGUAUUGAUACAGUGCUUGUAAUCCCUAAAAUCCAUGCCAAGAUCACCUUCUCAGGGCUCAUAUUCAGCAUUGACCUGCCCUAUAGUAAAUUUGGCAACAACACCUGGGGGCAGUGUGGCACAUGUGAUAACAACCGGACAGAUGACUGCAUGUUGCCCAGUGGCAAAAUUGAUUCUUCAUGUCCUAAUAUGGCUCACGAGUGGCAUACUGACAGCAACUGUACACAACUUCCUCCCACACCAAACACAACUCCUACGCCCGAUACCUGCAAUACAAGCAUCUGUGAGAUCAUCGAGAGCAGUGUAUUUGAAGCUUGCCACAAGGUCGUUGACUACCGUCCUUUUGUUGAGGCCUGUGAGUUUGACGUUUGUCACAUGCACAUUAAUCACAUUGGCUGCAUCAGCUUACAAACUUACGCUGGAGUCUGUGCUUCGGCUGGAAUAUGCAUCGACUGGAGGAAUUCCACCAAAGGACUCUGUGCAUAUACAUGUCCAAGUCCCAAAGUGUAUCAGCCCUGUGGCCCUCCGGUGGAGCCUACCUGUGAUUCCUGGUACAACCAGAAGUUUAUCAGUACUGUCAAUGAGUUCAGAGAGAUGGAUACUGUUGAGACGGAGGGUUGCUAUUGCCCCAGUGGCACCAACCUCGUCUCCUCCGCCUCUGAUGAAUGUGUUCCUACCUGUGAAAUAUGUCGACUGGCAAAGGGAAAAUGGAAAGAGGCCAAUUCCACGUGGACAGAAGACUGUAACACGUGUAUUUGUGAAGAGGACACACUGCAGGUCACAUGCAGUCACGUGUCCUGUCCAACACUGCCACCUGUCAGCUGUGAGGAGCCGGGUCAGAUUAAAGUCACUAAUACUGUUGGCUGCUGUCAAGAGGAUAAGUGUGAGUGUGAUGUGAAGCAGUGCUCUGGGGUUGUGCCGUCCUGUCCUGUGGGUUAUACUCUCCACACCACUGUGGGAGUCUGCUGCUCGAACUACUCCUGCGAGCCCAUUCCGGAUGUGUGUGUUUUCAACAACCUUCAAUAUCAGGUUGGAGACUUAGUGCCCAUGAAGUCAUGUGAGAUGUGCAUAUGUAGUCCCCGGACAGAUGCCAGCAGCCACCAGAACAUCAUAGAAUGUCAUCCAUUACCAUGUGACACACACUGCCCUGUGGGUUAUGAGUACCAGGUCAGGCCUAAUCAGUGCUGUGGAAAGUGUGUCCAGAUCAGCUGCAUUGUCGCAUUGCCCAACUCCACACACUCAUUAAAGCCUGGAACCAUUUGGAGUCCCGCUUGGAACCCCUGUGUGAAGUUUGAGUGUGUGAAGAUUGCUAAUCACUUCAUUACUGUUGAGGCCAAGACCAUGUGUCCUUCCUACGACCCAGCAGAAUGCAUACCGGGAACUGAGACUGUCGCUCCAGACGGAUGCUGCCACAUCUGUAUUCGCAGAGGUCAGCCCUGCAAUGUGAGCAGCACUGCUGUGAUCGUGGAGAACCAGGGCUGCCUCUCAAAAGAGGUCGUUAAUGUCACGUCCUGCGCCGGAGCAUGUGGAACCUUCACCUUUUAUUCUAUCAAAAUGCGAGCUCUGCAACACACAUGCUCCUGCUGCCAGGAGGUGGCUACGUCUAAGAGGCAGAUCCAGCUCUCCUGCCCCGACAGCACAGAGAUCAGCUUCAGCUACACCCACAUCGAGGCCUGUGCCUGCCUGGACACCGACUGCUCUGUGGUGCGCCGCGGGCAGAUCUCUUCCCCAGCUACCAGCUCUCGCCGACGCAGGAGAUAAGGCCAAAACCAGGCAUCAUCUGCAUACAUUUUCCUCUAUGUAUAUCUCAUGUAUUAGGGCAGAUACA
Gymnodraco acuticeps is the source of this 10705-nucleotide messenger RNA. RefSeq names its product mucin-5AC-like. Gene Ontology annotation, molecular function: protein binding. The record is from RefSeq and is a predicted model, not a curated record. NCBI's taxonomy places the organism in Eukaryota, Metazoa, Chordata, Actinopteri, Perciformes, Bathydraconidae. The transcript has 48 exons. The coding region runs from base 10 to 10638 and encodes 3542 amino acids. Gene Ontology annotation, cellular component: extracellular matrix.